Striga hermonthica is the source of this 1221-nucleotide messenger RNA. Lineage: Eukaryota; Viridiplantae; Streptophyta; Magnoliopsida; Lamiales; Orobanchaceae. The record is from the annotation of a GenBank genome assembly.
AUGGAUCUCACCAAGAAGCGCAAGGCCGACGAGAACGGCAGAGCAUACCCCCUAACCACGGAACUCGCUACCACCAUGGCCGCGGUGCCGCCGGUUUCGACCGGCGCCUUAUCCCCUGAAGACGCUGAGAAAAUCAUCGAACCCUUCACGAAGGAGCAGCUCCUCCCCAUCCUACGCGCCGCUAUCCUCCGCCACCCCGAUGUCCUGGAGGCGGUGCGCGCCGUCGCCGACGCGGAUCCUGUCCAGCGCAAGCUCUUCGUUCGCGGCCUUGGCUGGGAGACCACCACUGAGAAACUCCGCCAGGUGUUCUCCGCCUACGGCGAGCUCGACGAAGCCAACUCCAUCGUCAUCACAGAUAAGAACACCGGAAAAUCCAAGGGCUACGGCUUCGUGACGUUCAAGCACAUUGACGCCGCGGUCUUAGCUCUGAAGGAACCGAAUAAGAAGAUCGACGGCCGCAUCACGGUGACUCAUCUCGCGGCUGCUGGCAGUUCAGGUAACUCCCACUCUGCUGAAGUGGCGCUGAGGAAGAUUUAUGUUGGUAACAUUCCGUUUGAGAUCUCGUCUGAGAGGCUGUUGGCACAUUUCUCGAUGUACGGCGAGAUUGAGGAAGGGCCGCUAGGGUUUGACAAGCAGACUGGGAAGGCCAAGGGUUUUGCAUUUUUCGUUUACAAAACAGAGGAGGGUGCGAAGGCGUCACUGGUUGAUCCCAUGAAAACCAUUGACGGGCAUCAGGUGAUCUGUAAGUUGGCUACAGACAACAAGAAGCAGAAGCCUAAUGCGGGGCCUGCUGGUGGAGUUGUUCCUGGAUCUGGAGUGCCAAAUCCUGGGCCUAUGGGAAUUCCGCCAAGGAGUUACCCAAUAGGAGGCUAUCCAGGGUAUGGGCAGGCCCCGAAUAUGCCUCAGCCUUCCCACCAGAUGCAUCCGAGUGCAGGCUAUAAUACACCCAUGGCUGGGCCUGGAGGACCUAGUGGACAGGGUUAUAACAGUGGAUAUGGAGGUGUUGCAUCUGGUUACGAUGGCGUAGGUGUGUCUGGACCUGGGGAGUAUGGACCAAUGGGGAAUGCUGCCUACAAAAUGCCACCUAGUACUAUUGGAAUGCAGGGCCCAGGGGUUUAUCCAGAUAGCUAUGGGCCUCCGGCAGCCUAUCCGCCCCAGCCAAACCAUCCUGCCGGCCCAGGGCCCAGAUUUCCAGCUUAUCAGGGCAUGCCUCCUUAUUAA